UCGUUUAUUAAUGAAAGUAAACAUUGCAAAUACGCUUCAUUCUCGCAGUAACUACGCUACAAAUUGUAACAAGUUGUAAAGUGCAUUUUGAUUCGUUAAAAAAUCAAUGCAGUGAUUAAAAAUUUUAAAAAAAUGUUGCUGAUUAUUGGAAUAACUGCUGCAUUAGCUGCUUUGGUUUAUUUUUACGUGAAGAAGAACUUUAGUUAUUGGUCUGAUAAAAAUGUGCCUCAAUCAGAUGUUUGGACUUGUGUCGUUGACAUCCAGAAAACAUUAUUUAGUUCGUUGAAUUUCUUUGACUUUUGGAAACAGUUUCAUUUAAGAACCAAAAAUUAUAGAUUUUUUGGUGGAUAUCAAUUUGGAACACCAAUAUUAUUUCUACAAGAUCAAGAGCUAAUCAAAACAAUGUUAGUCAAAGAUUUUGAUCAUUUUCCCAAUCAUAGAGAUUUUGUAGAACCUAGUGCUGAUCCAAUUUGGUACAGGGGCUUAUUUGCACUUAAAGGUGAAAAAUGGCGUGCAAUGCGUGCUACCCUCAGCCCAUCCUUCACCGGUUCCAAAAUGAGAGCAAUGUUUACUCUCAUUGAUAAAGCAGCAAAAGACUAUGUUGAUUAUUAUAAAACAGGACCAUCUCAAUUUUCUCUGGAGUUCAAAGAUUCAUUUACUCGUCUUUCUAACGACAUUAUUGCCACCUGUGCGUUUGGCAUCCAAGUAAACUCUUUAAAAGACCCGAAUAAUGAAUUUUAUUUAGCUGCAAAGGAAGCGACUAAUUUCGGAGGAGUUCUGAAUGCAAUCAAGUUUAUGUUGAGUGCUUCUUGUACCACUUUUAAGAAAAUGCUAAAACUACCCAUUUUUACCGAAAACACUCGAAAAUUCUUUAGUAACAUCAUUAAAAACACAUUAAAACUUCGUGAAGAACAGCACAUCAUUCGACCGGACAUGAUACAUCUCCUAAUGGAAGCCAAGAAAGGUCUUUUGAAACACGAGGAUGAAAAUGAAUCAAAUCACAAAGAUACCUUUUCCAUGAUGGAACCAUCCCAAAUUGAUAGCAAUGAAAAAAUACGCUUGAGUGACCUCGAUGAACUUGACAUUAUUGCACAGGCCAUGCUGUUUGUUUCUGGUGGUUUUGAAUCAAUUGCUACUACUUUGAGCUUGCUCGCGUAUGAAAUAGCUGUUAAUCCUCACGUUCAAGACAGAUUACGAGCAGAAAUCAAAGAAACCCUUGAGAAAAACAACAACGAACUUAGUUAUAAUGCUAUUUUGGGUAUGCAAUACAUGGACAUGGUAGUUUCAGAAUCUUUGAGAAAAUGGCCCACAAACAUUAUGGUUGAUCGAGUGUGUUCUAAAACUUAUGAAAUUCCACAUAGUGUUGAUGACUAUAACGAACCAAAAUUAACUUUAAAUCCUGGUGAUAUUGUUAUGGUCAACGUAUAUGGCAUGCAUCGAGAUCCUUCUAUAUAUCCAGACCCAGAAAAGUUUGAUCCAGAAAGAUUCAAUAAUGAAAACAAACAUAAGAUUACUCCUUACAAUUAUAUGCCGUUUGGGGUUGGUCCAAGGCAUUGUAUUGCCAUCAGGUUUGCGCUUAUGGAAAUUAAGACAAUUUUAGCUCAUUUGCUACUUAAUUAUGAAUUAUAUCCUAUUGAAAAAACACACAUUCCUAUGAAAUUAGAGAAAAGUUUUCUAUUUAUGGCAAAGGGUGGAUAUUGGUUAGGAUUAAAACGACUUAAGCAGUAGAUUUAAGCUUGUUAAUAAAUUAAUAAAAUAAAAUUUGUGAUUAUAAUGAAAUCGACAUGAUUUCUCUAAUCUUUACUUUCUAAAAAUAUAUUUUAUGUAAAUAAAAGUUUAUCAUGCAAAUAUACAGCUUUCCUACAAAA
Molecule: messenger RNA, 1868 nt
Organism: Dalotia coriaria
Lineage: Eukaryota; Metazoa; Arthropoda; Insecta; Coleoptera; Staphylinidae
Product: cytochrome P450 9e2-like
Exons: 4
Coding region: 133-1728 (531 amino acids)
Molecular function (GO): heme binding; oxidoreductase activity, acting on paired donors, with incorporation or reduction of molecular oxygen; iron ion binding
Source: RefSeq, a predicted model, not a curated record